Messenger RNA from Fusarium oxysporum Fo47, 1213 nucleotides. Its product is annotated as RNA recognition motif domain-containing protein. Gene Ontology annotation, molecular function: RNA binding. The transcript is spliced from 4 exons. The coding region runs from base 1 to 1008 and encodes 335 amino acids. Lineage: Eukaryota; Fungi; Ascomycota; Sordariomycetes; Hypocreales; Nectriaceae. The record is from RefSeq and is a predicted model, not a curated record.
AUGGCUACACGCAAGCGCCCUCGCGACGUGGAAGAAUAUGACAAGUACCAGGGCCUUGUCAUCUAUGUUGGGAACGUCCACUACGAUGCCAACCCAGUCGACUUUGAACACUUUCUUCAGGACAAUGGCAUGUCAUGCACACUUUACUGGCCUGAAGCCGGCGAAAGGUCUCAUGGCGGCUGGUGUUGGGCUCGGUUCCAUCAUCAUGACCAUGCUAGCUAUGCGAUCAACAAUCUCAACGGCACCAUUUUCUGCGGGAGAAUGCUAAGAACAGGGCACGUGGCCACCAACUCUACCUUUAAUCCUCACACGUUUUUUCAAGAUUACAACCUGCUGAAAUACCCAGGCCCCUCGUCACAUCACUAUCACCGCCCUGCGGAGCAUCCUGGCUUUUACCCCUCGACAAAGAACCUCCGACCACCAGCGGCCCCCUUCAGGCAGAGUGUUAACAACGAAGUGCAGUACCCGGACUGCUAUCCACCGAAAAAGACGGAGCAUCUGAAUCACCGUCACAUCCCAAAGUUGCAGGAUGUCUGGGAAGCAGACAAACCCUUCCUUAACACUGCAAACAUCUUUGCCAAAGGGAUCAAGAUAUCGGGACUGGCAAUCACGCUUUAUUGGCAACCCGGCCGCGUCCUUGGACCGAAUUCUCAAGAGAGAUCUACCAUCUCUCAUUCCGAAAGAUUCAUCAGACCGGCCGAUAUGAGCACCAAUAUCCUUUCGGCGACGUGCCGCAGCCACAUUGUUUCAUACAAGCGCCCUCCAGGAGUUGGACUUGGCUGGGGCGACUUUGAUCGCUUCUAUGAGUGGCAGCUACUUGGCCGUAAGGUUCAAAAGUCGAUGGUGCGAGCUCAGAGGUUUCAGCAAUCGAACUCUCCCCACAUGAGCUUCAUUUCCGAGUUGACAGGUUGCCUUCAUAUCGUACGAACAGAUUCCACCAAGAUUGAAUCUCGAAGGACCCUCAAGAAACCUAACUUGUGGCAGAAGCUCAAAAAUAGCAAGAACUGAAGGAGAAAAUGAGUGAUGUUGAUAUUAGUGACGGUUGAAGAGGGGGUAUUCUGACAGAUGCUGAGAUUUGUACAUGAAACAAUGUUGUCAACAAGAUGGAGAGUUUAUAAUGGCAUAUGAAGGAGGACUUGACGAUAGCUCAAGGCAAGGAGAGUAUUAAGAAAUAGGCAGUGGAUCAGGCAAAAGUGUUAGGGCGAAAAUAAUC